This is a messenger RNA of Diceros bicornis minor, 910 nucleotides long. It is a transcript of the gene SMDT1, whose product is annotated as single-pass membrane protein with aspartate rich tail 1. Gene Ontology annotation, cellular component: uniplex complex; mitochondrial inner membrane. The coding region runs from base 102 to 425 and encodes 107 amino acids. The transcript is spliced from 3 exons. The record is from RefSeq and is a predicted model, not a curated record. NCBI's taxonomy places the organism in Eukaryota, Metazoa, Chordata, Mammalia, Perissodactyla, Rhinocerotidae. Gene Ontology annotation, biological process: calcium import into the mitochondrion; mitochondrial calcium ion homeostasis.
UCCCGAAAGCCUCGCGAGAAUUGGGGCGGCGUUCUUCCCGAGGGCGUCACCGGGGCCAGGCAGUGGGGUUUGGGAGCCGGGCCUAGGGGCGGAGCUGGGAGAUGGCUUCUGGAGCGGCUCGCUGGCUGGCAUUGGCACCCGUCCGAUCCGGGGCUCUGCGGAGCGGGCCGAGCUGGAGGAAAGGUGGAGAUGUCUCCGCCGGACGAGGCGGUCCAGGUCGGAGCCUGGUGCCGUGGAGGUCAGUCAUCGUUACUCGCAGCGGCGCCAUUUUGCCCAAACCGGUGAAAAUGUCCUUCGGCCUCCUCCGCGUGUUCUCCAUUGUGAUCCCCUUUCUCUAUGUCGGGACGCUCAUUAGCAAGAACUUUGCUGCUCUACUUGAGGAGCAUGACAUUUUUGUCCCAGAGGAUGAUGAUGACGACGACUAACAGGGCAUGAAAGAAGUACAGAAGGGAGAAAACCCUACCUUAAUUAAGAAAUGGUGAUGCUCACAGCCUCGCCUCCUCCCCUAUCAGCAGAAGGGCACAGGGAAAGCCCUCAGCCUCCCAACUCCAGUGAAGCCUCCUGCAUGGUCUGUGACCACACCCCAGAUCCCCAGGCUCUAGGCGGUUCCCUGAGAUGUGCUGUCCACUGAGCACAAUCAGAUUAUGAAUGAACGAAUAAACAUCAGCUCUGUAUGACUAAGUGAUGGCUGAAAUUUCUCAGCAUGAGCAGGCUCUAGUUGUUGCGGUUUCUUGUCUUGGCUGGCCUUUCUCUCUCAGCUGAUAUAUAGGCCUUUGAUUUACAAUCCUGGAUCUCCUGGCCCCUAUGGAUCCAUAAUUAUGGGGGCCUGGGACCUAUUCUCAUUAUUUACAAAAGCGCAACACAAACUGUUUUCCCUCAAUAAAGCUCAAGCUUUUUUUAUGUUGAGGAA